Suncus etruscus (white-toothed pygmy shrew) is the source of this 1845-nucleotide messenger RNA. RefSeq names its product septin 10 (gene SEPTIN10). Gene Ontology annotation, biological process: cytoskeleton-dependent cytokinesis. The record is from RefSeq and is a predicted model, not a curated record. Gene Ontology annotation, molecular function: GTP binding; molecular adaptor activity; GTPase activity. Lineage: Eukaryota; Metazoa; Chordata; Mammalia; Eulipotyphla; Soricidae. Gene Ontology annotation, cellular component: septin ring; septin complex; cell division site.
CCCUGGCUCCCUCUGCCGCCCGGACGCCGCUGAGGAGGGGUCGGGGCUGAGCCCGCUGGUUCCCGCUGAGGCUGUCCUCCUCCCUGCCGUCCUCCGCGGCCUUCCCUCGACUCCCGCUCGGCAUUAUGACCUCGGAGACGUCGCGGCAGCCGGCUCAGAUGACAACGAAAACAACUCGUAUGUCCUUACAUGAAUGCGAUGUUGAGCAGAGCAGAAAAGAAAAUGUGCGUUCUUUAACUAUAUGUGGCCAUGUUGGUUUUGAGAGUUUGCCUGAUCAGCUGGUCAAUAGAUCCAUUCAGCAAGGCUUCUGUUUUAACAUUCUCUGUGUAGGCGAGACAGGAAUUGGAAAAUCAACAUUGAUUGAUACAUUGUUUAAUACAAAUUUUGAAGACCAUGAAUCCUCACAUUUUUAUCCUCAUGUUAGACUUAAGGCUCAUACAUAUGAACUCCAGGAAAGUGAUGUUCGAUUGAAACUGACAGUUGUGAAUACAGUGGGAUUUGGUGACCAGAUAAACAAAGAAGAAAGCUACCAGCCAAUAGUUAACUACAUUGAUGCUCAGUUUGAAGCCUAUCUCCAAGAAGAAUUGAGAAUUAAGCGUUCACUCUUUAACUACCAUGAUUCUCGUAUCCAUGUAUGCCUCUACUUCAUUUCACCUACAGGCCACUCUCUGAAGACACUUGAUCUCUUAACCAUGAAGAGCCUUGAUAGCAGGGUGAACAUUAUACCAGUAAUUGCCAAAGCAGAUGCAAUUUCUAAAAUCGAAUUACAGAAAUUUAAGAUCAAGCUCAUGAGUGAAUUGGUCAACAAUGGAGUUCAAAUAUAUCAGUUUCCAACGGAUGAUGAAACUAUUGCUAAUAUCAAUGCUUCAAUGAAUGGACACUUGCCAUUUGCUGUUAUUGGAAGUAUGGAUGAGAUACAAAUUGGAAAUAAGAUGGUCAAAGCCCGCCAGUACCCUUGGGGUAUUGUGCAAGUGGAAAAUGAAAACCAUUGUGAUUUUGUAAAACUUCGUGAAAUGCUCAUCUGCACAAACAUGGAGGAUCUUCGAGAACAGACCCACACAAAGCAUUAUGAAUUGUAUAGGCGUUGCAGACUGGAGGAAAUGGGCUUUCUAGACAUGUCCCCAGGGAGUAAGCCAGUCAGUCUUCAAGAAACUUAUGAAGCCAAAAAAAAUCAAUUAUAUGGUGAACGCCAGAGGAAGGAAGAAGAAAUGAAACAAAUGUUUAUUCAGCGAGUAAAGGAGAAAGAAGCCAUCUUAAAACAAAGUGAAAGAGAGCUGCAAACCAAAUUUGAGCACCUUAAAAGGCUUCACUUAGAAGAGAGAAUGAAGCUUGAUGAAAUGAAAAGACUUUUAGAAGAGGAAAUAGUUGCUUUCUCCAAAAAGAAAGCUACCUCAGAGAUAUACAGUCAAACCUAUUUGCCAUCAAACAGCAGUUUGAGAAAGGACAAGGAUCGUAAGAAGGGACCAGGCCAUCGAUUCGAACUCCUGUGCUGUGAUGUAACUUCUGAAACCAGUGGUGGACGUAAAGAUUCAGAGGAAACUCCAACUUUGUGUAAAACAAAGGUUCCAGAUCACAGAAGUUCAUCAAAAGCAACAUUUAUUAAUAUUAUACUUACUUUUGAUUUCUUGCUGUUUUUAUUUGCUGUAUCACUAUUCUGUAUCUGGCAAAGGCCACAGUUAAUGCUAUUUAUAGCAAAAUACUGUAAGUAUGAGGUCAAUACAUAAAACAAAAUGUAUGAUGAUCAUUUAUAAAAUAUGUGUUAAAAGUUGCAAUUUUUUUAGAAGAUUGUAAAUUCCCGAUUUGUUUUGAAUCUGGAUUAUUACACUUGUUCUAUAGUUAUUACUU